Molecule: messenger RNA, 2162 nt
Organism: Athalia rosae (coleseed sawfly)
Lineage: Eukaryota; Metazoa; Arthropoda; Insecta; Hymenoptera; Athaliidae
Exons: 8
Coding region: 406-1758 (450 amino acids)
Biological process (GO): proteolysis
Cellular component (GO): lysosome
Molecular function (GO): cysteine-type peptidase activity
Source: RefSeq, a predicted model, not a curated record
UGCUUAAACGACUCGCGGAGUCGAGUCAUUCGUUCGUUCGGUUCGGAGUCGCGAGUAGCCAAAGUCAAAUCGUAAUAGCGCAGCGAUACGGUUGCGGUUCGUUUGGACGCAGUGAGGCGCGCGCUUUCAAGCGGCCAGCAACGAUCCUUCGAAAACUUUUGAAAACUUCGCUAGCUCCAGAUAAACCGAGUCCUCGGAUUCUGUGAUCUCACUAAUCGAAGAAAUUUGUGCGUUUUAGCUCACCACGUGAUAUCGGCUGUAUUUCAACCGAGCUGAUAUAUUUAGGAAUUUUUAUACGCGAAUCAUUGAAAACCGAUAAGCCUUCUUUUUUUCCCAAAAGAAAAAAAGGAACUCUUUCCGAACGAGAUUCUUCUGUGAAGAAGAUAUCCGACACAACGAAUCGAAAUGUUACGGAGCAAAAACGACUUCCCGUUGGGGAUGGCUGUGGGGUUUUUCGUUGUCACUUUCCUCCUCACUUACGCACAUGGAGUUUCCAAUUAUUACGGUUUACCAGACGGCCCAUACUGUAGGGGUAGGUAUCCAGCUUUGAGAUGCUGCGAUGGCCGUCAAGACGAGUGCAGUGCGCCAAUCCUCGAUUCUGUUUGCUACUGCGAUGAUUUUUGUAACCGAACACGAUCUGACGAUUGUUGCCCGGAUUAUUGGUCCCAUUGUAAGGGCAUCAAUAUCGACGAAGGCCCGGGUGAAAUAAGACAGUGUCAUUUCAAAAACGCCUACUACAAUGACGGUCAGACGACGAUGGACAACUGCAAUGAAUGCAAAUGUACCAACGUUAACGAGCGCGCGGAAAUGCUUUGCGAGACGAAUCGUUGCUUGAUCGAACCCGAUGUGAUCGAAAGUGUGAAUCUCCCGAGCUCAAGACUCGGAUGGCGGGCUGGAAAUUAUUCAGAUUUCUAUGGAAGGACACUCGCUGAAGGGGUCUUGCUCAAAUUGGGAACUCUGAACCCGUCAAACUCGGUGACCAACAUGCUCCCGGUCCUUCGGUUCUACGACCCCAAUCAACUUCCGAGGGAGUUCAAUGCCGAAGAACGCUGGAAGGAUCUCAUCUCCGGAAUCACGGACCAGGGCUGGUGCGGCGCUUCAUGGGCCAUUUCUACGGUUGACGUUGCUUCCGAUCGCUACGCUAUUAUGAGCAUGGGUCGCGAAGCCGUCCAGCUAUCAGCUCAGCAUUUACUAUCCUGUAACAAUAGGGGACAACAAGGAUGCAAGGGUGGUUAUCUAGACAAAGCCUGGCUCUUCACCAGGAAAUGGGGUUUGGUCGACGAGGACUGUUACCCAUGGUUGGGAGGUACGAACGGGAAAUGCCGACUUCCAAAAAAAUCGACCCUCGCUGCAGCCCGAUGCCGAAUCCCGACAGUUCCGGCAAGAAAAUCAUUCUACAAAGUAUCGCCUGCCUAUCGUUUGGGCAACGAGACGGACAUAAUGUACGAAAUUCUUACCUCUGGCCCAGUUCAAGCCACGAUGAAAGUCUACGAAGAUUUCUUCGUUUACAAAACUGGUGUGUACAAACACUCCAGACUCGCAGAAUCUCAACGCACUGGUUAUCACUCUGUAAGAAUAGUUGGAUGGGGUGAAGAACUCUCCGAAUAUGGACCGCCGGUCAAAUACUGGGUGGUAGCCAACUCCUGGGGUCACGAAUGGGGUGAAAACGGAUUCUUCAGGAUCUUACGAGGUGUUAACGAGUGUGAAAUCGAAACCUUCGUUUUGGCGGCUUGGGCCAAAACAGUGAUGAAGCUUUAAAGUGUCUCAAUAUUUUUUCAAUGCCUAUUCUUGAAUAAAAAAAAUUAUGAAAAAAGAACAAAAAAGAAAAACAAACCAUACAGACAAGAUUCGCGUAUCACCGUUGUAUUUAUUAGCACACUACUAAUAACUAUCGACAGUUUUUAAUUAUAAAAUAUAAUAAUAAUUACAAUAAAACCAACUGUAUUGAGUAUGCAUGUUACCACGUACAUAUUAUUAUGAUAUGAAAAUAAUUCUAUGCUAUUAUAUUAUUAAUAAUUUUUAUUUUAAUAUAAUAUAUAUUUUUACAAACAGGCUAUUCUGCUAGUGCUGUGCCUUGGUCACUCAUGUAAAUUACGUCAUGAUAUUGAUUUAGCUAUAAAUUAUUUAAUAAAAAAAAUAUUCGAAGUAAUCAUAAUCACUAA